UAGGAAAGUAAGAAAAAAGGAUGAAAAUAUUAGAGAAAAAAUGAGGAGAGCUUGAAACAGUAAUAAGGAAAAUUGAGUGGCACUAUAGCAAAACUACCUCAAUGGUAUGUUUCCUGAAAAUAAAUAAAAAUUAAAAAAAAACUCGACAACUGAGAAAAUCACAGAUUCAUUCACCCAAGUGUAACUGAGAGAGGAGAGAGCUAGAGAGGAAAGGGGGUGGUGGGGGAAGAAGAGGGUUAGAGAGAGAGAGGGUUUGGAAUUGAGUCUGGGUCUCUGGGGAAGAAGAAGACCGAGAGAGAGGGAGAGAUGUCAGACCUAGACCGGCAAAUAGAGCAGUUGAAGAAAUGUGAGCCUUUGAAGGAGGCAGAAGUGAAAGCUCUAUGCCUCAAAGCCAUGGAAAUCCUCGUCGAAGAGAGCAACGUUCAGAGAGUGGAUGCCCCUGUUACUAUAUGUGGCGACAUACAUGGUCAAUUUUAUGACAUGAAAGAGCUUUUCAAAGUAGGAGGUGAUUGCCCUAAGACUAACUAUUUGUUCCUUGGAGAUUUUGUUGACAGAGGAUUUUACUCUGUCGAGACAUUUUUACUUCUACUUGCGUUGAAGGUGAGAUAUCCAGAUCGGAUAACCCUCAUCCGAGGGAAUCAUGAGAGUCGUCAGAUUACACAGGUAUAUGGAUUCUAUGACGAGUGCCUUCGUAAAUAUGGUUCUGCAAAUGUUUGGAGAUAUUGCACUGAUAUAUUCGAUUACCUAAGUCUAUCAGCUCUCAUCGAGAACAAAAUUUUUAGUGUCCAUGGUGGUCUUUCCCCAGCCAUUUCAACAUUGGAUCAGAUACGCAUAAUCGAUCGAAAGCAAGAAGUACCUCAUGAUGGUGCAAUGUGUGACCUGUUAUGGUCAGAUCCCGAAGAUAUUGUCGAUGGUUGGGGUUUGAGUCCUCGUGGUGCUGGUUUCCUCUUUGGUGGCAGUGUCGUUACUUCAUUUAACCACACAAAUAAUAUUGAUUAUAUAUGUCGUGCUCAUCAGUUGGUUAUGGAAGGAUAUAAAUGGAUGUUCAAUAGCCAGAUAGUGACAGUGUGGUCAGCUCCAAAUUACUGUUACAGGUGUGGUAAUGUAGCUGCGAUUCUUGAACUGGAUGAAAAUCUUAAUAAGCAGUUUCGAGUGUUUGAAGCUGCUCCUCAGGAAUCGAGAGGGACACCUGCCAAAAAACCUGCACCAGACUACUUUCUAUGACAUAAUAAUCGGGUAAAAGCUCACCCUUGUAGUGUCCACCAAACCAAGCUUCAACUGUUGAGCAACAAAUAUACAUUGGCAUUGUUGAUGAAGAUGGUUUCACCUGAAAAUGGAAGUAUUCUUUAGUGUUAGACUUCCCAACGAUCGCUUGCUCGAAGGACCAGCGAUAUUCAUACUUCUGUUGAUUGGUUUGGAAUAUUGAGAUAUAUUUCCCUAUUUUUUUCUCCUACAUCUUUGAUAUUUCUUUGUAUAAGUAAUGUGCAUUACCAUUAGCAGAGUCUCUCUCUCUCUCUCUCUCUCUCUCUCUCUCUCUCUCUCUCUCUCUCUCUCUCUCUCUCUCUCUCUCUCUCUCUCUCUCUCUCUCUCUCUUAUAGAACACUCUUAGAACAGAUAGGUGAUCGGUGUUGAAAUGGAAGUUUUUGCUUCCUUGCACAAAGGGGUUGAAUUGGAUUAUAAAAAAGCUACUCAUAUUGAGUUUCCUUGCCUAUUUAGGCAAUAAAUGUUUUUUUGUGUCCCCCAUCCUAUGCCCCUCAGCUUCGUCUAUGAAAAUUUGACUCGGAGUUGUAAUUUAUCAUUAUUGACUUAUGAUUUGUACUUUGUCAAGUGGCAAGAAACUUGUGUCCUUAUUUUACAGUUACAUUCAAGUUUGCAAAGUAUGCUAUUUUUUUGGGGUGUUUAUCCAAUUCAA
Messenger RNA from Cannabis sativa, 1912 nucleotides. RefSeq names its product serine/threonine-protein phosphatase PP-X isozyme 2. Gene Ontology annotation, cellular component: cytoplasm; nucleus. The record is from RefSeq and is a predicted model, not a curated record. The transcript has 8 exons. Gene Ontology annotation, biological process: peptidyl-serine dephosphorylation; double-strand break repair via homologous recombination. Lineage: Eukaryota; Viridiplantae; Streptophyta; Magnoliopsida; Rosales; Cannabaceae. Gene Ontology annotation, molecular function: protein serine/threonine phosphatase activity. Bases 307 to 1224 code for a protein of 305 amino acids.